Molecule: messenger RNA, 1900 nt
Organism: Chaetomium strumarium
Lineage: Eukaryota; Fungi; Ascomycota; Sordariomycetes; Sordariales; Chaetomiaceae
Product: cytochrome P450
Exons: 5
Coding region: 276-1796 (506 amino acids)
Molecular function (GO): monooxygenase activity; iron ion binding; heme binding
Source: RefSeq, a predicted model, not a curated record
CUCUGACCUUAAUCUAGUUUGUCCCCAUACGUAAGGUAGGUAUGAAUAUUGCGUCUCCUCUCGUACUCGUACCCGGUAAUAGCAGCAACUCCUUCGCUCAUUCGCCCACCCGACCGAGACCGAGGUUGCAGAUAUACAGUGCCGGAUCCAAGGAUAAAAAUAAGAUCCUCCAUGGGGUAGUAUGAAACAACUUUGCCCCGCCAGAAACAAACCACAACCUGCCUUCUCACGCAGCGAGAGAAUUGAGCGAGAUACAUCGUUCAAAACCGCCAAACAUGGCACUUUUACACCUCAACAUAGGCCAAAUCAUCGGUCUGGGCCUGGCGCCGCUCACCCUGUACAUAACAUGGCACAUCCUCUACAACCUCUUCUUCCACCCCCUCCGGGGCUACCCGGGCCCCGUCUUCAUGCGCGCCACGCGCUGGGGGUACAACCUCAGACUCCUGUCCGGCACGCUGCCCUUCGACAUGCUGGCGCUGCACAAGCGGUACGGCCCCGUGGUGCGCGUCGCGCCCGACGAGCUGGCCUUCUCGGACCCGCAGGCGUGGAAGGAUAUUAUGGGCCACCGCGGCAGCGGCAGCGGAAUUGAGACAGGGGCGGGGUCGUCGGCGGCGGAGAUGGAGAAGUGGGACAAGUUCUAUUUACCCAUUGAGGGCAUCCCGAGGGAUAUCGUCAAUGCCGGCAGGGAGGAGCAUGCGCUGCUGAGGCGGACGAUGGCGCACGGGUUCAGUGAUCGUAGCAUGAGGGAGCAGCAGCCGUUGAUUAAGGGGUCCAUUGAUUUGUUGAUCAGAAGGCUGCGGGAGAGGGCGGAAGACGGGAAAGUGGCGGUGGAUAUGGUGGCGUGGUAUAAUUAUACCACGUUCGAUGUGAUUGGGGACUUGGCGUUCGGGGAAAGCUUUGGGUGUCUGGAUAACGCGGACUAUCACCCGUGGGUCAAGUCGAUCUUCGAACUUGCGCGCGGGGGCACCGUGUUUCAGAGUUUGGCCCACUAUCCCAUUCUUAUGAAGUUGCUGCUUGCUCUUAUCCCGGCCAAGUUCCUGGAGGAACGCGAGAGGCACAUGCAGAUGACGCUCGCGAAGCUGAAGAGGCGGAUGGAGGCCGGGAAAGAGCGGGCGGACUUGGUUGAAGGACUGCUCAAGCGGGCGGAUGAAUGGGGGCUCACUCUCGAGAAGCUUCAAGUUAACAGCUCGAUUCUCAUCAUUGGCGGAUCUGAGACCACAGCAACCCUGCUCUCAGGGGUGACCUUCUUGCUCUUGACGAACUCUGAAGUGGUGAAGAAACUCACCGGCGAGAUCCGCGGGGCAUUCAAAUCCGAAGACGAGAUUAACUUUGUCAGUGUCAGCACGCUUCCUUACCUCUUAGCAUGCCUGGACGAGGCAUUGCGCAUCUAUCCCCCCGUGCCGACCGGCCUGCCACGUGUUGUGCCUAAAGGAGGCGCGAGAAUUUGUGGCAAUUAUGUACCGGAAAAGACUGUCGUGGCCAUUCACCAGUGGGCUAUGUACCACAACGACGAGAACUUCAGAGACCCCUUCGCAUAUCGGCCAGAGCGCUGGCUCGGUGACCCGGCCUUUGCCGGUGAUCGCAAGGUUGCUUUCCAGCCAUUCCACGUAGGACCGCGCAACUGCUUGGGUAGGAACCUUGCGUAUGUUGAGAUGCGCCUCAUCUUGGCUCGAAUCCUGUGGAACUUUGAUCUCAGUAUCGCCGAGGAGAGUUUGGACUGGAUGCGCAAACAGCGGAUUUACAACCUCUGGGAGAAAGGGAAGUUGAAUGUAUACCUGACCCCAGUCGUGAGGUAGAGCAAGGACAGUAAGGUGGUGUCACGGGACGUCAUGCUUCAUGGGACGAAUCGCGCCGGGGACUGGUCUGCGGAACAGCGGGAGAGGGACGAUGAGUUCGGCCA